Messenger RNA from Hyposmocoma kahamanoa, 702 nucleotides. RefSeq lists its product as uncharacterized. NCBI's taxonomy places the organism in Eukaryota, Metazoa, Arthropoda, Insecta, Lepidoptera, Cosmopterigidae. Bases 1 to 702 code for a protein of 233 amino acids. The transcript is spliced from 3 exons. The record is from RefSeq and is a predicted model, not a curated record.
AUGUAUUCAAUAGAAUCAAUAACGGAUGUUGCUACAGCUCCCCACGAAGAAGAGGACAGCUUCGAAUGGCCUGUCCCCGAAAAAGUAGUAUCGAUGCCUGUAGAAGCUUUACAAUCGAAGGAGAAGUUAAAAGAACAAAAAUCGGCACCUUCUUAUUUACAUUCCUUGGCUGACAAUGAUGCCCCGUCUUUUCGAAAACCGGGAAAAGAACCCCGACCAGCUAUACUGACAGGGAGUAUUGUGACUGAAGAGGAUGUUGUUAAUAUGAUUGCUGCUCACGAGUCGGACCCUGAGAAUGGAUUGAAAAAAUAUUUGAUCCAGUUAGUGGUUCAAAAGAAGAUAGUAGAGAACUACAAUUUAACUGAACGAAAUUUCCUCGUGAUCCUACUGGCGGAGACAGUCGAUUACGCUGCGCAACGCGAUUUUGAUUCACACAAGCUCGCGGCUCUGAUGACCAUCUAUUUGUCUACGCAUCUCUAUUUCAAGUGGUAUUACUGGUCUCCGCCUGGUGCCAUUUGGGCAUACUUCAAGGAAGUCAUGAUUCGGCAUGCUAUUCACCUACCCACAGCAGUUGCAGUGCUAGUAAGAGCUUUAAAUCCCAAAGAUCCAUUGCGAUCGUCGUUGCCCAGAGACAUAAAGUUAACAAUGUCCUAUAAUAUGAGCUUGUGCGCGAGGAUGAAAGGCGACGGCGAGCGUGGUUGA